AGUUCACGGAAGUGCGGCUCGUGGAAGGUCGCGGUGGGGUCACGAGAAAACCCAGUCUGUGUGUGUGGAGCCCUCGGAGCCCGCAGGUCCUGGCUCGAGGACCAAGCUCUCCCAGGUGGCCUGAGGAGGAGGUCUCCGGACCUGGAUGGCGUCACUUGUGGGGACACCACUGAGCAGAGUCUAAGAUUUCCACCCAGACAUUUAGAGCCGCUCAAGAAGAGACCAAAGGCACGGCGUCCACCUUCCUGGCCAUUCCCCAGUAACAGAAGAAAAUGAUUAAGGACCAGGAACCACUCACACUGGAGGAUGUGGCCGUGGACUUCACCUGGGAGGAGUGGCAGCUCCUGGGCCCCGAGCAGAAGGACCUGUACAGGGACGUGAUGAUGGAGAACUACCGCCACCUGGUGUCAGUGGGGUAUCCCGCCAGCAAGCCAGACACACUGUCCAGAUGGGAACGAGGGGAGCCAUGGACAAGAGAAGAUGGACUCCACAGUGGGAUCUGCUCGGAAACCAAGAAAAAUGAUCGUCACCUACAGAGGCACUUGCAAAAUCAAAGAUGUCUAAAGAGAACAGAACAGUGCCAUGAGCAUAAUGCAUUUGGAAACAUCGUUCAUUGGAGUAAAAGUAAUUUUCCUUUAAGGCAAAAUCAUGAUACAUUUGACUUGCAUGGGAAAGCAUUGGAAUCAAAUAUAAGUUUGGUCAACCAGAAUAGAAGCUGUGAAGUAAAGAACCCAGGUUUGACUAUAGGGGGAUCUGGUCAGUAUCUGGGGAGGCCCAUGUGUGUCUGUGGUUGAGAGGCUGAAGCUGUGGAGGCCCAGGACCCCUGUGCUGCUGGGACAGACCUGAUGAAUGUUACUUUCCCUUCAGUCUUUCAAUUUGUACUGAUGCAGCCUGUAUGCUGAAAAUAAGCAGAAUGACUUCCUGUUCAUUCCUUCUGUAUGUCAAUAAAAGAGAAACACUUCCAAUUAAACAGGACCGUGUUAAUACAGAAAUUGAAGAUGUGGCUUCGGACUUCACCUGGGAGGAAUGGCAGCUUCUGGACCUGAUUAGGACCUGUACAGGGACGUGAUGUUGAGAACUACAGCCACCUGGUGUCAGUGGGGUCUCAAGCCAGCAAACCGAAUACAUUCUUCAAGCUGGAAUGAGGGGAAGAACCCUGGACAAUAGAAGACAAAACCCGCAGUGGAACCUGUCCAGACACUCGUGAAUGAAUUCAGACUUUUUGUUCGAGGAAUGAAAAUUAUCUUCCCUACAAGAAAAUUUCUUCCACCUUCUUUUUCUUUUCUUUUUUAAGUUUAUGAUCUUCUAACAAUUUAGAAAGAUGAAUAUUUAAUA
Eptesicus fuscus (big brown bat) is the source of this 1335-nucleotide messenger RNA. Its product is annotated as zinc finger protein 613-like. The coding region runs from base 273 to 794 and encodes 173 amino acids. The record is from RefSeq and is a predicted model, not a curated record. Gene Ontology annotation, biological process: regulation of DNA-templated transcription. The transcript is spliced from 9 exons. NCBI's taxonomy places the organism in Eukaryota, Metazoa, Chordata, Mammalia, Chiroptera, Vespertilionidae.